AUGGCAGGAAGAGGGCGAGGGAAAUUCAAACCUUCUAUGUCUUUUAAUACAGAACAAUUAGGAUUUGCUAAAGGAGAAGUUUUACCACCUCCGGUUUUGCAACCUCCACAGAAAUAUCCUUUGUUGGAAUAUAAACCGUUGACUUUUUCAAUUACCAAUGAAAUGAGUUAUUUAUUGGAAUUGAAAAGGGAUUAUACUGAAUUUUUAAGAGAAUCUCCGUAUAAUGUACAACCUAUAGAAUUGAAAAAAGAUAUUGAACGUUAUUCCGAUCGUUAUCAAGAUUUGAUGACGGAUAAAAGUGGGUACGAUACUAGAUAUGAUUGGUCCAAGGUACCAGCAGAAUUGAAACCAUCUAUUCGUAGACAAAAAAGUCAAGCUACGAUACAGCCUAAGAAAAAACAGAAAACUGUUGAUAUAGAAUCAAAGUUACAAGAAUUAGAAAAAAAGGAGACUAAUCAACAAGGUGAUGUACAGGAAGAAGAAGAAGAAAAGGCUGAUGAAGAAGCAGAAGAGAAAGAAACGGAUGAAGUGGUAGAAGACGAGGAAGAAGAAUUAGAUGAGGAAAUGGAUGAAGGGACUGAUUAUGUAAAUAGUUACUUUGAUAAUGGAGAAGGUUAUGACGAUGAAGAAGACAAUAUGGACGAUGGACCUAUCUAUUAAAAUUUAUCCUUAGAGUAUCUAAGAAUUCGAUUUCUAAAAAUUUUUGGCCAUAUGUUUGUGCAGUGUCUCUAUUGCAGAGUUGUAUAUAUAAUUUAAUGCAAUUAAAUUUCUUAUACAACAGUACAAAUACAUAUAUUAUGUAUUAAAAGUUUGUAUAAAUGACUAAUUUAUAUUGUUAAUAUA
Molecule: messenger RNA, 843 nt
Organism: Vespula vulgaris
Lineage: Eukaryota; Metazoa; Arthropoda; Insecta; Hymenoptera; Vespidae
Gene: Polr3G
Product: DNA-directed RNA polymerase III subunit RPC7-like
Exons: 1
Coding region: 1-660 (219 amino acids)
Biological process (GO): transcription by RNA polymerase III
Cellular component (GO): RNA polymerase III complex
Source: RefSeq, a predicted model, not a curated record